Molecule: messenger RNA, 1784 nt
Organism: Erpetoichthys calabaricus (reedfish)
Lineage: Eukaryota; Metazoa; Chordata; Cladistia; Polypteriformes; Polypteridae
Product: carcinoembryonic antigen-related cell adhesion molecule 3-like
Exons: 10
Coding region: 153-1784 (543 amino acids)
Source: RefSeq, a predicted model, not a curated record
UCCAGUUUUUCAAGCAGGUACAAAUGACACCCUUCAGAGAAUGGAGUCUUCAGACGUCACACGUACAGAAAGACAGUGAUGUGCAAAUACAGCAAACAACGCUCUGGCCAUUGAACAGGUUCACUGGACUUCUCUGAAUGCGAUAAGCUGCUAUGAUUUGUGUCACAGUUAUUGUGGUUGUCAGUCUAGUUUGCUGUGGCCUUUUGUCAGACUUCCAGUUCUGGGUUAAAGCAGAUGUCCAAUGUUCACUUCUUAAGGAAAAUCCCCAUAAAGGAGAAGUUGUCUUGCAAGAGACUAAAGAAUUUUUUAUGACUGAAAGUAACCAGACAUGGAUAAACGUCUUUUCUGGGGACACCCUGAUUCUUCAUAUAAGUAGAGAUCUGCAUAACAUCAAAGAUGUUGCAUGGAAGAAAGAAAGAGCGGUAUUUGCAAAGUUUAAAGAUCAUACAAUAAUUGUCCCAUCUAAAAGCAGGGCACAGAUGUUUCAGAAUGGAAGUCUGAGACUUGAUAGAAUUUCAAGAAAAGACUCAGGAAAUUACAUUGUAGAAGUAUUCAAUGAGAAUGGAAGAAAUCUAUUGAAAGCCUCGCUCUACUUAGUUGUAUUUGAAAGCAUACACUUUGCAGUUUUAGGAGCUUCCCUUUUCCUCAAUCCACGAAACGUAUCGUCAGGAAUGGCAUCUAUAGAGUGGAAGAAGGGAGACGUGCUGCUCGGUCAGCGAAAUGUGACGCAUCAUGUAAGCUGUUACAACAGAAUGGAGAUUUUCCAGAAUGGCACUCUGUGGCUUAAAAUGACUGAAGAGGUGGAUGAGGGAAUGUACACGGUGAAUGUCCGUGAACAGAAUGGAAAAAUUAUUUAUUGGGAGCUCAUGAAGGUAUUCGUGACAGGUUUUGUAGUCACAGUUCCUCAGCCCCAAGUGACAAAGUUUCAUGAGCAUGAUGACGUCUCUCAAGACUCCAAAAUAUUUUUUAUGACAGAAAAUAACCAGAUGCACAUGAGUGUCUUCAGUGGAGAUUAUGUGAUUCUCCACAUCAGCAGAGACUUGGGAAAAAUGUAUAAUGUCAUAUGGAAGAAAGAGAAACAAACACUGAUAAAGUUGAAAAAUCAAUUGGUAGCUGUGUCAACCAACAGCAAUGCAGAGAUAUUUCCAAAUGGAAGCUUGAGACUUGGAAAGAUGUCAAUGAAUGAUUCUGGAAUGUAUACAGUGGACGUGUUUGAUGAGAAUGAUAGAAAUGUGCUGAAAAACUCGAUUUUCUUAGUCGUAUUUGACAACACUCAACUGGCAUUUUUGGGAGCGCCUGUAUUCCUCCAUCCUCAAAACAUAACUUUGGGAAUGGCAUCUAUAGAAUGGAAGAAGGGAGACUUGCUACUUGGUCAGUGGAAUGUGACACACCACGUAAGCUGCUUUGAUAGAAUAGAAAUUUUCCAAAAUGGUACUUUGAAGAUUAAAACGACUGAAGAGGUAGAUGGAGGAAUUUACAGAAUGGAUAUGUUUGAUGAGGAUGGAAGUAAGAUUUACUCAGAGCUCAUCAAGUUAAUCGUGACAGAUUCAAAUACCAUCUUCAGAAUUUCUUCCUCAGAUGUAAUCUAUGGAAUAUUCCGUCAUGUGGUUGCAGUCAUUCUUCUUCUUCUUAUCAUUCUGGGUCUUUUUUAUUGGAAAGGAAUUGAAACACUACUCCUUGAACUUCAGAAAAGGCUGAGUAAAAGUUCCCAGGAUGAAGAGAAGACACCACAAAAAUGGAAUCUGUUUGACUUAAAAAAAAUCAGACAAGCAAAGCCCAAGUGA